Messenger RNA from Rana temporaria (common frog), 1468 nucleotides. Its product is annotated as pinopsin-like. Gene Ontology annotation, biological process: G protein-coupled receptor signaling pathway; phototransduction; visual perception. Lineage: Eukaryota; Metazoa; Chordata; Amphibia; Anura; Ranidae. The coding region runs from base 219 to 1256 and encodes 345 amino acids. Gene Ontology annotation, cellular component: photoreceptor outer segment; membrane. Gene Ontology annotation, molecular function: G protein-coupled receptor activity. The record is from RefSeq and is a predicted model, not a curated record. The transcript has 4 exons.
UCUAUUAAAUUGUGUAUAUAUAACGGCAAGCUUAUAGGAACAGAUGCUACUUUAAUUAAAAGAUGUAUUUAUCCCUUAUCCUUCACAAAAUAAUACAUGUAAAAGCAGGUUUACAGAUUGAAACAUGACAGCCAAGAGACAAGAAUAUUUGUUGCUAUAAUACGGAGGAUAGUGAGCCAGCAGCCAUCCGAAAGAGAGGAAGCGUGUACUGUAUCAGUAUGGAAACUGCUAUACCUACAACUGAGAUCAGCGACAAUUUUACUACCAAGCCCACUAUAUUCCCCAGAUCUGGCUAUAGCAUCUUGGCGUUUCUUAUGUUUCUAAAUGCUGCCUUUUCAAUUUUCAAUAAUUUGUUGGUCAUUUUGGUGACUAUGAAAUAUCCUCAACUCCGCAAUCCUAUCAAUAUUUUUAUCCUUAACCUCUCAUUUUCUGAUCUGUUAAUGACACUGUGUGGGACAACCAUAGUGAUUAGUACCAAUUACCAUGGCUAUUUUUACCUGGGCGAAAAAUUCUGUAUCUUCCAGGGCUUUGCUGUCAACUAUUUUGGAAUUGUAUCACUUUGGUCUCUGACUAUCUUAGCCUUUGAGAGAUACAAUGUAGUGUGUGAGCCAGUUGGAGCUCUGAAGCUAAGCACACAAAGAGGUUACCAAGGACUAACGUUUAUUUGGCUGUUCUGUCUGAUCUGGGCAAUAGCACCUCUACUUGGUUGGAGCUCCUAUGGUCCUGAAGGUGUUCAAACCUCUUGCUCCAUUGGUUGGGAAGAGAGAUCCUGGAGUAAUUAUAGCUACCUGAUUACAUACUUUCUGACAUGCUUUGUUAUUCCUGUUGCCAUUAUUGGAUUCUCCUAUGGAAGCAUUCUCUGUUCGCUGCAUAAGCUAAACAGGAAAAUUGAGGAGCAGGGAGGAAGGACUAACAAAGAAGAAGAGUUCCGGGUUGUAGUUAUGGUGUUGUUUAUGGUUAUUGCUUUUCUGGUCUGCUGGCUUCCAUACACCAUUUUUGCUCUUAUUGUCGUCAUUAAUCCAACACUCUACAUUCCUCCUCUUGCUGCAACUCUGCCUACAUACUUUGCCAAGACCAGUCCCGUCUACAACCCAAUUAUCUACAUAUUUUUAAAUAAACAGUUCCGCCAUUGCGCUGUUCUGUGCUUGACAUGUGGCCACAUUGACCUAUCUGUACCAGAGGAGGACGGUCCAUCUAUGAUUGUUCCAACUGAAAUCCAAGCAGCUACCAAAAACAAUCAAGUGACUCCAGCCUAGUUACUGCAUUUAAAAACAUUUGGGUCUGACACAGUAUUGUGUUGAUUUAAGAACAGGAGUUAUAUCCCCCAGUCACAAUAAGCUUGAAUCUGUUAAUCUGUUUGGUGUCUGUGGGGAAUUAACUUCAGUUUUUAUAAGAAGAUGUUGCUACAUAAGGCCCUAUAUCAUUUUUUUAUUAGUUUUUUUAAAUAAAAAUACAACUUUAAAGGAAA